Messenger RNA from Effrenium voratum, 2754 nucleotides. Lineage: Eukaryota; Dinophyceae; Suessiales; Symbiodiniaceae. The record is from the annotation of a GenBank genome assembly.
AUGGCAGUCACAAAGCUGCUUGCAGGUCUUCUCCUCCCGUGCGCAUGGGCUUCCCUGCGUGUGGCGGACGUCAACCUGACUCGACGCUUGGCAGAGCCGAGACCCUCGACGAUCACUGGGUGCCCUGCGGACUACAAGGACUGUGGCCAAUGCAGAUGUGUACCUCCGACAGUGUGCAGCAAGUGUCCAGCAGAAACAGCAUCAAAGCCGGUGGCUGCUCCCUCUGCGGAUCCUUCUGGUGAUUCGGACAACGAACCAGUGCCCUCUGCCAUCAUCGGCUGCCCUCGCGGAUUCGUGGAUUGCGGCAGCUGCCAAUGCGUGCCGCGCUCCAGCUGCCAGUAUUGCGGCGGCUCACGGCCCCCGUUUCCUCCGUCCGGCGGGUCGGAACCUCAGCCGUCAGAGACCCCCGGCUGCCCCGCAAGCUAUGUGGACUGCGGCACCUGCCGGUGCGUCCCGGAGUCCACUUGCCAGUGGUGCCCCGGGUCAGGGACAGGUGUGCCAGGUCCCAUUGAGACGGUGCCCACACGGCCCUCGGAUGUGAUCGGCUGCCCGGCCAGCUACGUGGACUGCGGCACCUGCCGAUGUGUGCCCGAGUCCACGUGCCAGUGGUGCCCUGGCGCUGAGACGGCCACCACGGAGGAGCCCGACUUUGACAACGAGACCAACGUGACCGACACCACGGAGACGACCACCAUGGGCUGGCACAUCGUCUCCAGGCCCUCAGAGGUGCCCUUCUGCCCGCGUGGGUACGUGGACUGCGGCACCUGCCGCUGCGUGCCGGAAUCCUCCUGCCAGUGGUGCCCCGGGGCCUGGGUCCCCGGCGUCCCGUCCCCGACACCAGAGACUCCAACCCCAGUGCCGCGGCCGGUGCCCACACCAACGCCCACACCUGUGCCCAGCCCGGCGCCGCGACCCUCCGAGGUGCCGUUCUGCCCCCGAAACUACAAGGACUGCGGGUGGUGCCUCUGCGUGCCGGAGUCCACGUGUCAAUGGUGCGGCGGGGAGCAGAGCGAGCUGCCCGUGCCCAGGCCAGGACCUCCCUCCCCGGCCCCGGCACCCAGGCCUUCCACGAUCAUCGGGUGCCCCGCGGGGUACUUUGACUGCGGCACCUGCAUGUGCGUGCCCCGCAGCAGCUGCCAGUGGUGCCCAGGUGCCAGCCCCAACUUUGUGCAGAACCACACGGAUGGCACGGACGGCCGGGAUGGCCCUUACGCUAUGCAACGCCUGCGGUGCCCGCAAGAGCUGGGCUGCACACUGCCCCGGUGCCCCGCGCUGGCCGAGCCGGGCUGCUUCGACCAGGAGUUCACCUGUGAGCGCUGCUGCGACACCAGGGCCAUCCCCGUGGGCGAGCUCAGCUGCUGGAUGGGCGACAUCCGCUUCCCCACGUGCUGCGGCCUCACCAAGAUGCGCAUGCAGGCUGCGGCGCUGCUGCCUGCCAUGGACCACCUCUCCGGUCCCGCGACGUGCCCUCCAAACGCGCAGAAGCACUGCUUCGAUGCCUACUUCCCAUGUGAGCGCUGCUGCGACACGCGCAGAGGAGCUCAAGGGGACCUGGCCUGCUGGCCGGACACCGCGCCCCUGGGCUUGCGGACGCUCAGCUACAACUUCUGCUGCGGGCUGAUGCCCUUCGCCAGCAGCGAGCAUCCGCGGCUGACUCGCGCCAUGGACGCCGCCAAGGACUUCUUGGAUUCCACCGCGGAGCGGGCAGACCUGAAUCAGUAUUGGUUCUCCCCGGGCACGGUCUCCUGCUUCGUGGCGGAGAUCUGCGAGACAGCCGGCAGCGCGGCGCUGGUGUCCACGCCCAGCGUCUACUUCAGCCUCCCGGAGGACGUGCGGCGGCGCUGCAAAGUCCUGGACUUCGACCGCCAGUGGACGUCGGACCCAGGCUUCGUGUUCUACGACUUCAACCAGCCAGAAGACUUGCCAGAGGAGCUCCGUGCAUCCUUUGACUUUGUCCUCAUAGACCCCCCCUUCAUCACUCGGGAGGUCUGGGAGAAAUAUGCGGUGACUGCUCGCCUUCUGUGCCGCGAGGGCGCCAAGCUGCUGUGCACCACCAUAGCGGAGAAUGGGGCGAUGAUGCAGGAGCUGCUGCAGGUGAGCCCGGCGCAGUUUCGGCCGAGCAUACCCAAUUUGGUCUACCAGUACUGCAUCUACGUGAACUACUCGUCCACUCGCUUGAGCCAACUCAACCCCGAGAUCGACGACCGUGUCUGGCAGGCGCCUUCGAAGCCGGAGCGGGCCGAGCCGGAGCGGCCGCUGGACCGCGGGGGCUCGGCAGAGCUGGAGGAACACAGCGAGCAGCAGGCAGUGCCGGAGACGGCGGAGACGCAGCUCCUGUCGGAGCUCCGGAGGCACAUCUCGCAGCUGAAGCGGGCGCUGGAGGCCAUCCAGGCGCCGCUGCAGACGGCGCAGCGACGGAGCGGCGGGAAGGGCCGCGCGGCGGAGCAGGCGGAGGCCAAGGUGACCGCUGCGCGAACCGCAGCGCGGGAGGCGUUGGGAUCUAUGGAGGAGUGGCUGCGAGCCAACGCAUCGGAGGUGGCUAGCGCCAUGGGCGAGGAAGACAGCGAAUGGCAGGAAAGAGAUCGCUGGCAUUUGCGCGGCGCGCGGGACCUGCUGGCUGAGCUGGGCGAGGCGUGGCCUCAGCAGUGCCGCGGCCUUGCGGCGCAGCUUUUCCGCGCCAAUGCGCAGGCGGGUGAAGGGGGUGGAGAGGAGCUGCUGAAAUUGGAUGCGUUUGAAAGGGCAGCUGCUAGUUGA